GCCCCUCUCCCCGCGGCCGUCCGCUCGCUCCAGGCGCGGCGGAGCCGGGAGGCGCCGGGUGGGGGGGAGGCCGCGGCGGCGGGGGCGGGCCGCGCCGCGCCCCGCCCGGUGAGCUGGCGGCCCCCUCGGCGCUGGGGCGGCCCGGGAGUGCUGCCGUGGCGCCGGUCUGUGCCUGCUCGUCCGCCCUGAGCCGGUCCCGGGCUGCGGGGACGCGUAAACGGGCUGCGCGUUUGUGGAAAAGCCUUGGUUUCCAAAAUGAAUAAAGAUGCCCAGAUGAGAGCAACCAUUAACCAAAAGCUGAUAGAAACAGGAGAGCGAGAACGCCUUAAAGAAUUGCUGAGAGCCAAAUUAAUUGAAUGCGGCUGGAAGGAUCAGUUGAAGGCACAUUGCAAAGAUGUCAUUAAAGAAAAAGGAUUAGAGCAUGUUACUGUUGAUGAUUUGGUGGCAGAAAUCACUCCCAAAGGCAGAGCCUUGGUACCAGACAGCGUAAAGAAAGAGCUCUUGCAAAGAAUAAGAACCUUCCUAGCCCAGCAUGCCAGUCUUUAACUUUGACAUUCGUCUGGGAUACAGUGUUUCUGUAUUAUGUCAAUCAUGUCAGGAUUUGAAUGCAGUUUACAUUAAGGAUGGAAAAUCAUUAUUUUUUUUUUGUAUGAUGAAUUGAAGUUUCUUUGCACUGCAUCAAUUUCUUAAACUUGGUGUUAUUUUAAUAAAAAAAUUUGUGGA
Messenger RNA from Tyto alba (common barn owl), 723 nucleotides. It is a transcript of the gene ENY2, whose product is annotated as ENY2 transcription and export complex 2 subunit. The coding region runs from base 256 to 546 and encodes 96 amino acids. The transcript has 5 exons. Gene Ontology annotation, biological process: poly(A)+ mRNA export from nucleus; positive regulation of DNA-templated transcription; regulation of transcription by RNA polymerase II. The record is from RefSeq and is a predicted model, not a curated record. Lineage: Eukaryota; Metazoa; Chordata; Aves; Strigiformes; Tytonidae. Gene Ontology annotation, molecular function: transcription coactivator activity; chromatin binding. Gene Ontology annotation, cellular component: SAGA complex; nuclear pore; DUBm complex.